This is a messenger RNA of Alnus glutinosa, 1191 nucleotides long. RefSeq lists its product as uncharacterized. Lineage: Eukaryota; Viridiplantae; Streptophyta; Magnoliopsida; Fagales; Betulaceae. The coding region runs from base 13 to 1152 and encodes 379 amino acids. The transcript has 3 exons. The record is from RefSeq and is a predicted model, not a curated record.
UCCAAUUCAGGGAUGUUGAUAAGAAUUGGGGUGAUUCUGUUAAUUGGGCUUGUGGCAUGGGCAUAUCAAGCCACCCGCCCUCCACCUCCCAGCAUUUGUGGCUCCCCUGGUCGCCCACCUGUAACAGCACCUAGAAUAAAGCUCAGGGAUGGAAGGCAUCAGGCCUACAAGGACCAUGGAGUGUCUAAAGAAGCUGCUAACUAUAACAUUAUCUUUAUUCACGGCUUCGGCUCUUGUAGACAUGAUCCAGUGAUUACAACAAACCUCCCUCAAGAAAUUGUUGAAGAACUAGGACUCUACAUUGUGUCGUUUGACAGACCGGGUUAUGGAGAAAGUGAUCCAGAUCCAAAACGAUCGGCGAAAAGUUUGGCUUUAGAUGUAGAAGAGCUUGCUGAUCAAUUCGGACUUGGAUCCAAAUUUUAUGUAAUCGGGUUUUCAAUGGGCGGUCAGGUGGUUUGGGGCUGCCUCAAGUAUAUUCCUCAUAGGUUAGCAGGAGCAACAUUAAUAGCUCCGGUUGUCAACUACUGGUGGAAAGGAUUUCCUGCCAACUUGUCUUCAGACGCCUACUACAAACAACAACCUCAAGACCAGUGGAGCCUACGUGUUGCUCACUUUGUAUCAUGGCUAACCUUCUGGUGGAACACUCAGAAGUGGUUUCCUGCAGCCAGUGUUGUAGCCAAUAAGCCUGAAAAUAUCUUCUCUCGCCAAGAUUAUGAAAUAGUUUCCAAGCUUGCUGGGAGAGAGAUGCACGUGCACCACCAGGUACUUCAUUUUCUUUACUUAUACUCUGCUAAAAGGGGUCUCUAUGAGUAUCAGAUCAACAUGCAUAACCAGAAUUUCGUUUCCCCCCAGCAGGCACAGGUGAAGCAGCAAGGAGAGUUUGAGUCCAUCCAUCGUGACUUGAUGGUUGGAUUUGGGAGUUGGAAAUUCACUCCGCUGGAUUUUCAGAACCCUUUUCCAAAUAAUGAAGGUUCAGUUCAUCUAUGGCAAGGCGAUGAAGAUAAGCUUGUGCCAAUUAUGCUGCAACGCUAUAUAGCCAGAAAACUUUCAUGGAUUCAAUACCAUGAGUUACCAGGUGCUGGACACUUGUUUCCACUCGCUGUUGGGAUGAGCGAAGCUAUUAGAAAGGCACUUUUACUUGGGCAGAAGUAGCCUUUUUUUUGUGUUCCUUAUCAUUCUCUUUUUUCACCC